AUGUCCAACAAUUCAUUACGAAAGAAAACAUGGAGUGAAAUCUGUGUGGAGAAAGAUGUAGGAAUAUUACUCAAAAAUAUCGAUUUGAUUCAUGAACAAAGUGCGGUAGAAUUACCAAGUAAAAAGGAAGUCAAGUUGCGGAUGAAAAAUUUGAGGUUGCACUCGUCGGGUGUAUUCAGUAACGUUUACCGUGGCACAUUGCUUAGUCCUGGACCACGCAAAGAAAUCGCACUUAAAAAAACUUGGCCAGAUUUCGAAGAGGACUCACAAGUAAAUACAGAAUUGAACAUACUGCUUGGUUUGAGCUGCAAAAGGCACAAAAAUAUUAUUCGAGUGUUGUAUACCUUUCGAAAUCUGUGA
Messenger RNA from Brugia pahangi, 360 nucleotides. The record is from the annotation of a GenBank genome assembly. Lineage: Eukaryota; Metazoa; Nematoda; Chromadorea; Rhabditida; Onchocercidae.